AGCAACUUCUGCUGAAACAACAACUGCGGUAGAAACAACAACUACGGCCGAAACAACAACUGCGGCUGCUACAACAACCGUGACCGAAACAACAACCGCGGCUGCUACAACAACUUCGGCAGAAACAACAACUGCGGCGGCUACAACAACUGCGGCCGAAACAACAACCUCGGCUGAAACAACAACCGCGGCUGCUACAACAACUGCGGCAGAAACAACAACAUUGGCAGAAACAACAACCGCGGUAGAAACAACAACUACGGCCGAAACAACAACCGCGGCUGCUACAACAACUUCGGCAGAAACAACAACUGCGGCUGCUACAACAACUUCGGUAGAAACAACAACUGCGGCUGCUACAACAACUGCGGCUGAAACAACAACCGCGACUGCUACAACAACUUCGGCAGAAACAACAACUGCAGUAGAAACAACAACUACGGCCGAAACAACAACUACAGGUGCUACAACAACUGCGGCUGCUACAACAACUUCAUCAGAAACAACAACUGCGGUAGAAACAACAACUGCGGCCGAAACAACAACCGCGGCUGCUACAACAACUGCGACAGAAACAACAACUGCGGCUGCUACAACAACUGCGGCUGAAACAACAACCGCGGCUGCUACAACAACUUCGGCAGAAAUAACAAUUUCGGUAGAAACAACAACUUCGGCCGAAACAACAACUGCGGCUGCUACAACAACUGCGGCUGAAACAACAACUUCGGCAGCUUCAACAACCACGGCAUCUACUCCAACACAACCUCCUACUACAACUCAGCCGUCUACUACAACACAAAAACCAACAACAGCAUCUCCCGAGCUUCCAUCGCGUGGCUUCUUCUUGGAGUAUGGCACAACAGCCGGGGACCAGGCCUCAUUCGCCUCUGACGAUACGUGUACCGCUCUCCCCAAUCUUGGAUACCGGGUACCAUUCCGCGGUACGGGAUACAGAAAAAUAUACAUUUGUCCGAAUGGCCUUAUUUGCUUCAAGCAACCAUUUUUGGGUUAUUCCCCACCAAGCAACAGUCGAGGUUACAGCGAAGACUUCAGGGGCGCCGUUUGCAUCGCGCCUUAUUUUGCAGAUCUAUUUGUGACAAACAAUCAGUUGUUUUACCAGUCUUAUGACUUUGCAACUGUUACUGAUGCUAAUGUGAGCGCUAAGGUGAAGGGAUUUGUGAACGAAAGCUAUGGCGAGGCCAACUUCGAGCCCAUCUAUGUGCUGAAAGCCACAUGGAAUGCGGCAAAAAGAUUUGGAGGAAAUGAUAACGUUACGUUCCAAGUCGUAUUUACAACAGACGGAUAUCAUUCGUACUCGUUCAACUCGUACCUUAAUGGCGGAAUGCUUGAUACGUUUGGCUCACCAUUUAUUGGUUACAUCGAUAAUGGUGGCUACGAGGGACUCGACAAUACAGCCGACGGCAGCUACUUACGUAGAGCUGAUCAAAAUCUAAAAUUUAAUAAACAAUACAAAGGUGCCGUCAGUUUUGAUUACACAAUUAAGACGAAUAUUCAAGAUAACGACGAACUAGCGUGCAAAGUCUGGAACAAGAAAGAGAAAUCCAAGGCAACCCAGUAUGAGACCAUUGCAUGGCAAAUGCCUGUUUGUCCGUGCUUUUUGGAUUGGUUGCAAUGGGACCGGAGCUUCAGUUUGUGGGACUACACUUGGCACUCUGCAAACGUCAUCCACGUUCCUAUGGAACCUACACGUCUUUCACGGCCAUAUGGAAAGUCAUGUGCCUAUGAUGUCUCCACCUUUUCUUUCAUCGGAUUUGGGCAAGAAGCCGGGACCUUUGCUUCUGUCAAUCGGUUGGUCAAUCUCCGUAGCCAUCAGUUGGAGGACCUACACUACAGGGAUGUGUGUUGUGAGAGGACAGAUCUCUGUGACCUGUACUGGGAAGUCAGGCCUCUCGUUUCGCAAUGUUAUUCGUUGUUCCCGUUCUCGCUGCGAGCCCGAGGAGUCGGUGAUCCUCACUUCAACACGUUAGAUGGCGCAAACUUCACCUUCAACGGCCAUGGCGAAUACGUCAUGCUGAAAGUAAGUGAACAAGAUGUAGCCCUCCAAAUCCAGUGCCGAACACAAAGAGCGAAGAAAGCCACAGGGGAUCUCUCUGACGCUACCGUGUUCUCAGGCUUUGCGAUACAGGGCGAUGGGGUCUGGAUGCAAGUGGAGCUGAACGAGGCAGGGAACAGGACACAGCUUUUCGUGGGCACGAAUAAAACCUCGUGGGCGGACUACACGAAUGACUACUACAACCCUGAAACUAUGGUCAUCAAAUCGGUCACCGGACUGACCGUAUCAAGGAACAUGUCUGAGAAAACAAUUUCGGCUUUCUUCAGUGAUUCAGGAGUCACAUUCAAUGUCACAGAAGGAAACGGGCUUCUUCAGAUGGCGAUCGCGAUGCCAAACACUUUGAAAAACAAGAAGACCGUUGGGUUGCUGGGUAACUACAAUGACAAUGAUACAGAUGACUUCAUACCACGUGGUGCCAACACUUCCCUAUCAAGACCUUCUGAACGACAGAUUUUCGAAAAAUUCGGCAGUACAUGGAUUACAACCGCACAAGAGUCCAUUUUCAAGUAUGGAGACGGCUUCACCCACGCCAAUUUCAUACAAGCGAACUUUACUCCGAAAUUCCUGGAAGAAGCCAACGCUACAUUACGAGCGGAAGCAGAGAAGAAGUGCAGUGGAAACCUUCAGUGUGUAUUUGAUUUAGUCUUCACUGGCAAUGAGCAACUUGCAAAGGAGACCGGAAGUACUGAAGAAAAGGCGGUACUAACAAAUGAGGCAGCAAGCAACCGAAUCCCGAAUAUAACUGUGGUGGCAGGAGUACAGGUGGUGGGCAACAAGAACAUUUUGACACUUAACGUCAACGAAUCAAGAUCAAUCACAAUCAAAGGAGAAGACGAUGGAAGCAUAUUAAACUACAAAGUGCUCGGCACCUCCGGUGCUACGCUUGGCAUGGAACAAGCGGACAAGUCUAUGAACGUCACGUUAAAAUUGACGGACACUAAUCCGAAGGAUUUAAGUGUCACUGUCAUAGACAGCAAGAAUGUGAGCGCUCCCAUUCUGGACAUCGUCCUCGUAGUGUGUUCUCUGUGUAGCGGUCACGGCACGUGCAACACGAGCGUGUUGAGAGAGGUCCAUGGCAAUCCUAACUUCAAAUUAGCAACAUGCCAAUGCGAGCCGUACUGGGCAGGUGAUGAUUGCCAAUUAGAUUUUGACGCAUGUGCAGAAAAUCCUUGCUCAGUCGGACGCAACUGCACGGACACAAAAGCGGAAGCACACAAAGCAAAUACAUCAUUACCGACUUACACCUGCACUCCAUGCCCAGCGGGAUUUGAAGACAACAAUUCUAAGUGCGAGGAUAUCGACGAAUGUAAGAGCACGCCUUGUGGUCCUAAUUCUAAUUGUGUCAAUACCGAAGGGAGUUUCACGUGUGUUUGCAAUGCUGGAUACCGCUUGUCUUCAAUCAAUAAAACCGUAUGUAACGAUAUAAACGAGUGUGAAGAGUCAACUAGCGGCUGUGACCAAGGCUGCAACAACACCCAGGGCAACUUCACAUGCUACUGCUAUGCCGGAUACAACUUCAGUUCAACUUCAAACCAAUGCAAACAAGAUACGAUACCUGACCUUUGUAAAGAUCAAUGUAACGGUACAGACGGAUGUGUUGUUGAUAACAACUCACCCAAGUGUUUCUGCAAAGCUGGAUACCAGCUGAAUGGUGGCAACACACGUUGCGAUGAUAUUAAUGAGUGCAAUUCAACUAAAUCAUGUUCGCAACAAUGCAACAACAUUGUUGGAAGUUACCAAUGCAGUUGUUACGAUGGAUACAAACUCGGAGUUGACAAAAUCACAUGCGAAGUUUGCCAAUUCCCUAACUACGGAGCUCAGUGCUCUAGAAUCUGUCAGUGCGGAGCUGGUUCCGAUCGAUGCGACCCGGUACGCGGAUGCGUCUGUAGGGCUGGCUGGACGGGAACCAACUGUGACACCGACAUAAACGAGUGCGAAACGCCAAAUAAAUGCAAUGACGCCAACAAAGUGUGCACGAACACGAUUGGUUCAUUUUCGUGCAAUUGUCGAGCGGGAUUUAAUGAUAAUAAUGUCACAUGUGUUGACAUCGACGAAUGUCAGAGGCUAGAUCUGAACACGUGUAGUCAGAAUUGUACCAACACGAUCGGUGGAUUCACCUGCUCCUGUGGGGAAGGCUACAUAGUUAACCAGAACGACGCGACAAAGUGCUUAGAUUUCGACGAGUGCCAAGCUGGGGUGUCAGGUUGUCAACAUAUUUGCUCGAACAGCGUCGGACGCUUCAGCUGUGAAUGUUACUUUGGUUUUGAACUACAGGCAGACCGCAAGAAAUGCGUUUUAGCGAAUGACGUGUGCAAGAAAGAGUUCCCAGACAACGGCUGCUCGGACAUUUGUAGAGCGGACCUGCAAAACAAGACCUACAAUUGCCUAUGUAACACCGGUUACAAGCUUGGUGCUGACAACAAAACGUGCAUAGAUAUAAACGAGUGUGAAGAUAACACGUCGAAUGCAUGCAGUCAAACGUGUUCAAAUACACUUGGGGAUUACACUUGCGCGUGCAAUACGGGCUUCAAACUGGCAAACGACCGUCGCUCUUGUGAAGUAUGUGAUUCUUUCCACUAUGGUGUCAACUGCUCUACCGCGUGUGACUGCGGUGUGGGAGCAGAAAGGUGUGACAGCGUGACAGGAUGCGUAUGCAAGCAAGGCUGGAGUGGCGCAAAAUGCACCAUCGAUCAAGAUGAGUGCGCGGAUCUAAACAGAUGUCCGGGUAGUAACAAGAUGUGCACUAACACGCCCGGCUCGUACCUGUGUAGCUGCAAGACCGGGUUUAAAGAAGAGAAUGCAAUCUGCGUUGAUAUUAACGAAUGUGUGGAGUCUAAUGAUUGUAAGCAGAUUUGCACGAACACACCGGGCAGCUACGAGUGUAGUUGUAAUGCAGGUUACGUGCAAAAUGGCAAAGAGUGCACAGACAUAAAUGAGUGCACAAACGGACAGGCUAAAUGUACUCAGGUGUGCACAAACACUGAUGGCGGCUUCCGUUGCUCGUGCAAUGAAUUUUACAUGCUUGGCGACGAUAAAAAGACUUGCUUACCGCAGCAAAAUUGUUCCACAUCAAACUAUUGUACAAAUGGUGUUUGCGCCUUGAUAAAUACCAACCAAACAUGUACAUGCAAUUCAGGCUUUAAGUUCAAGACAGGGAGCGUAACUGAAUGCGAAGACAUUAAAGAAUGUUCCACAAAUCCCUGCUCGCAAUCAUGCUUUGAAAAAGAGGGCAGCUAUGAAUGCGCGUGUAACCUGACGGGUUAUACGUUGGAUAAAGAUCAGAAGACUUGUAUUGAAUGUCCCGCUCGAAACUACGGUGCAAAUUGCACUUCUGUAUGUUCAUGCAAUGAAACGAACACGUUGUCAUGUGCAUUUGACACUGGUAACUGUACGUGUAAGGCAGGCUGGAAUGGCACCAAUUGUGAUCAAGACCAAAACGAGUGUAGCAUAGACCCAUGUUCUGAAAAUUCUACAUGCACAAACACGCCCGGGUCGUACGUUUGUAACUGCAAUACGGGCUAUAUUAAAUCUGGAGAUGGGACAUGUCAAGUUUGUCCAUCAUGGAAAUAUGGCGUCGGAUGCGCGACUGACUGUGGGUGUAACACAGCCAACUCGCUUAGUUGCUCAAACACUAAUGGAACAUGUACCUGCAAAGAUGGAUGGCAAGGAAACAACUGCACCACGGACGUCGAUGAAUGUGCAUCGAACACAACCAUUUGCGGUGACUCUUUGAAGACUUGCAAGAACGAGCUUGGGUCCUAUACAUGCGAGUGUCGUAAUGGUUAUACAUUGCUAGCCAGUGUAUGUACAGAUAAAAACGAGUGUUUGGAAGCUACCCAUAAUUGCACUCAGAAGUGUACAAACAAUCCUGGGGGAUUUGAAUGUGGAUGCAACCCUGGCUACAGUGGUACAGGAAAUAAUUGCGUUGCUUGCGUGGAUGGCAAUUGGGGUGAACAGUGUAAUAGGAGUUGUGAAUGCGUAGCUAACAACACACAAACCCACUGUGACAAAGUCACCGGUGGUUGCACCUGCAAGACUGGGUGGAAGGGAACCACGUGUGGUGAGGAUCGAGAUGAAUGCACAGAAGGGACCCACGCCUGUCGACCAAAUUCCACGUGUGCCAAUAAUAACGGAUCAUUCACCUGUCCAUGCAACAUCGGAUAUACAGAUGAAGCCGGUGUAUGCACAGCAUGCAGCAACAAUAAAUAUGGGAAUGGCUGUAACACGCCGUGUAACUGCAACACCACCAACGCGUUGGUGUCAACGCAGACUUGCAAUCAUGUGAAUGGCACGUGCUUGUGCAAUGACCAAUGGGAAGGUGCGACAUGUGAAGCCGAUGUAGACGAAUGCAAGCUGGGUACUCACAACUGUCGACAAAAUACCACGUGUGCCAACAAUAACGGAUCAUUCACCUGUCAAUGCAACAUCGGAUAUAUUGAUGUUUCCGGUAUAUGCGAAGCAUGUAGCAACAAUAAAUAUGGGAAUGGCUGUAAUACGCCGUGUAACUGCAACACCACCAACGCGUUGGUUUCAACGCAGACUUGCAAUCAUGUGAAUGGCACGUGCUUGUGCAAUGCCCAAUGGGAAGGUGCGACAUGUGAAGCCGAUGUAGACGAAUGCAAGAUUGGUACUCACAACUGUCGACAAAAUUCCACGUGUGCCAAUAAUAACGGAUCAUUCACCUGUCCAUGCAACAUCGGAUAUACUGAUGUUUCCGGUGUAUGCGAGGCAUGUAGCAACAAUAAAUACGGAAAUGGGUGUAACACGCCGUGUAACUGCAACACCACCAACGCGUUGGUUUCAACGCAGACUUGCAAUCACGUGAAUGGCACGUGCUUGUGCAAUGCCCAAUGGGAAGGUGCGACGUGUGAAGCUGAUGUAGAUGAAUGCAAGCUUGGUACUCACAACUGUCGACAAAAUACCACGUGUGUCAAUAAUAACGGAUCAUUCACCUGUCAAUGCGACGACGGAUAUACUGAUGUUUCCGGUGUAUGCACAGCAUGCAGCAACAAUAAAUAUGGGAAUGGCUGUAACACGCCGUGUAACUGCAACACCACCAACGCGUUGGUGUCAACGCAGACUUGCAAUCAUGUGAAUGGCACGUGCUUGUGCAAUGACCAAUGGGAAGGUGCGACAUGUGAAGCCGAUGUAGACGAAUGCAAGCUGGGUACUCACAACUGUCGACAAAAUACCACGUGUGCCAACAAUAACGGAUCAUUCACCUGUCAAUGCAACAUCGGAUAUAUUGAUGUUUCCGGUAUAUGCGAAGCAUGUAGCAACAAUAAAUAUGGGAAUGGCUGUAAUACGCCGUGUAACUGCAACACCACCAACGCGUUGGUUUCAACGCAGACUUGCAAUCAUGUGAAUGGCACGUGCUUGUGCAAUGCCCAAUGGGAAGGUGCGACAUGUGAAGCCGAUGUAGACGAAUGCAAGAUUGGUACUCACAACUGUCGACAAAAUUCCACGUGUGCCAAUAAUAACGGAUCAUUCACCUGUCCAUGCAACAUCGGAUAUACUGAUGUUUCCGGUGUAUGCGAGGCAUGUAGCAAAAAUAAAUACGGAAAUGGCUGUAACACGCCGUGUAACUGCAACACCACCAACGCGUUGGUUUCAACGCAGACUUGCAAUCACGUGAAUGGCACGUGCUUGUGCAAUGCCCAAUGGGAAGGUGCGACGUGUGACACCGAUGUAGACGAAUGCCAGCUCGGAACUCACAAUUGUAGCGCCAACCUCGAAAAGUUCUGUCACAACACCAACGGAGGGUUUGAAUGCUCGUGUCUGAUAGGAUUCAUUGAAAGAAAUGGAUCAUGCGUUCAGGACGCCUCAACGACAACUACGUUAGCCCCGCAACAGGAUCGCGUUGAUAUUUCCAUCACGAUUGCUAUUCCUAAAGACAUGGUCAGCAAGUUGAACUUUUCUGUGAAGGCGACGUUCGAGCAGUGGGCGGAUAUAUUGUCUACUUUCAUUACUGCCCAGUAUGCGAAUAUGGGUAGCAAACUGAAGAAGGUUAUAGUUAAUCGUAUCUCAAUUGGCAGUGUGAUUGUUUACGCCACUAUUUUCAUGGACGAUGGCCAAGAAGCUUUACAGCUGUUCACACAAGCAACGCAGAGCUUGAACAAUGCAAAACUGAAUUGGAACAACGUGCAAUAUAACGCGAGUGUUGCGGCAGUUGGCGGAGUUAUAUUUGAUGCCACAAAACCAUUGAAUGAUCAAUUGUGUGAUAUUUACUUGAGUGUUCGCGGACAAUGUCCUAACAACUACGCAUGCGUGGUGGUGGAUGAGAAUCCUUCCUGCGAGCCUGUCAAGACGGAGGACGAUUUAGGGCUGGUUUUAGGGCUUGGUAUUGGUAUUCCGCUAUUUUUGAUCGCGGUUCUGGUUGUGGCCAUAAUCAUCAUUUAUGCUGUGAAAAACCGCAGAAGGAAGUUUUCAACUGAAUAUGACAGGGACUCGUUCAACAAUGGUUUCUUCACGCAUGGAAUGCCUGUGAAAAUCGAUACAUGGGGCCGAAACGACCCUAUGUACAAGCAGCACAGCCGCCAAUGGGACUCCUCGUCCUCCUCUACCUUUUCCGAUGAAGACCGGAAGAAGCGCCGAAAUAGAGACGUUGAUUAUGCGAACCAGGAACGCUAUGUUUACGAUAACCAACAACCUUCAAAUUUCUCAUGGGACUUCUUGUACAAUUACAUAUCUCCGAACGAACCAUAUCACAUACAGAGACCACUUACCGAUAGGAGACCACAUCCUAUAUAUGAGGGCACGAAGAUGUGAUAAAGACUUUAUAUUGCGACAAUCAACACAUAUGCUGCCAUGCCCACCUUCUUCAAAAGUAAUGGAUCGUCAUUGUAUGGUUCCAAUCCAAAAAAUAAUAUUUCAUUGGGACAUAAAUCUGUGUUCAAAACAUUGAUGGCCCAUGUUGAAAUAUGUGAAAUUGAAAAUAAUUGACGAAUAAACACGAUUUGACCAACGUUUUGAUGAAAAUGUACAACUGAAGUUCUGUUGAUGAAAAGGAAACACGUAUAUGUUUGUUUAACAUUUGUUCUAUUACCCCAUCUAAACAAUCAAAAUAAUGUAUAUAUUUCACUUCGUAUGUGAUAUCUGAGAUAUAACUUUGCUUUUGUACAUAUCAAACAUACGGUGCUCAACAAUUUUUUUAGUGUAUACUAUUUUCUGUAUCAACGACAUUUAAAUUUUGAAUUCGAUAGUUUCUGGUUAUGAACGGUUGCGUUUGCUACGUGGAACACACUAUUCAUUGAAAGUGGAUGCACGGCGGAUUCAAGUUUUUGUUUAAAAAAUGUGACAGUUGACUUGAAUUAACCUCAUAAAAUAGUGUAUGUUUUCGAAUUCUUUUGUAAUCGGAAAACAAUGAAGUUUGUUGCAUAAUUAAAGCUUUCCGAAGCACACAUAUAAAAUAUUUGCACACAUAUCAAAUAUCUAUGUAUAUAUAUAUAUAUAUACGUGUAUGAUUGCAUUUCAAGUACAUCGAAAUAAUUGUAUCUCACCUGAUUACUUGAAGAGAUUGACGGUGAUCAUAAAGUUUUAAACCACUGAUCGAAAAAAGUCACAUUGUUUGGGUAGUCUGGGUAUAUGAGCUGCAUUUUGUUAUGAUUUUUUUUAUUGCAAAGAGAUAAACGAAGCCUUUAUUGGCGCAUACAUGUGCAUUUUCUGUGUUCCAAUUACGUAUUUUAAUGAACUAUAUUGAACUUAUUAUGAUCAAUGCAUUAUUUUUAACACAUAGUUUGUUAUGCAAUAUUAAUGAUUGUGUAAGGAUAUGAAAUCCGUCUGUAUUUUGUUGUUGUUAUUAUACUAUAUUGCAUACAAAGGUAGAAUUCAUAUCUGCUUUUUAAUUGAGUGUACAACCAGUUAUAAGAACCCAAGUAGUUUCACAUGAAUACUUUAUUUGUCUGAAUGUUAAAUAGUAAAAUAUGCAUUUUAAGUAUCCCUUAUUAUAAUCGUUGUCUUUAUCACCUUAUUCUUGUUCAUGUAACAUUAAAAAUAAGCCCUUAUAAAUUAAUCAAUGUUAUAUCAAACGUCACCUGUUUUUAGAAGUUGUAAAUAUUGUUUCAUGUAUUCGAUAGUGAACAUUUUUGUUCAAACGAAGAAUCAUAUAUGUAUUAAUAUUGCUGUUACAUGUUUGUAUAUAUUAAUCUAUUUGUGCUGUUAUACUCAUGUUCUUAUUUAAGGAUUAUUAUAUAUAAGUUAAUAUAAGAUUAUAUUUUUGAUAAAGAUGAAUAACAUAUUGCAAGUUUUAUGUUGAUUUUCUAAUUUUGCGGGAUUUCCUCCUCAUGAAACCAAUUACACAAUAAGAAUAAAGUUACAAGAGCAGAUCGUGUAAAUUAGAUCUUGUUAAAAUAUAUCAAUUUGACAAAGUUUACAUUAUGUAUGCAUUGGCUUUUAAUAUUCAAUUUUGAAAAUGUUGCGUAAAACACAGCAUUUUAAAGCCACACAUCACAAAAACGCCCUAGACUAUUGUUAAGAAUUAUUUUGUGGUAACCAGAAUUGUCUAUAAGAGCAUCAUUGAAAAUGCUUCUACAUGCAUGUUAACAAUAUAACAAAGAUGGACUUUAAAUUAGAACACGUAGGUUGUUAAUUUUAUAGUUGCUAAUGGUUAGAAGUUAUGACAUGGCAUGAUCUACUAUGGACGACUGUUUGAAACGCAGAGUUGCACAUAAGACUGUGAGUUUACAAAACAUAACUCGAUUCGACUGAUGUCCAACAUUAAAUAACAAAAGGUUGGCUUAUGAACAUGGCUAUAGAUAAAGCAACACAUAUUAUAUAUACAUUUAAACAUAAACAUAAUUCAGUAAUUCAUAUGAAUGUAUUAUAUUAAAUGAUAUGACAGUGGAAUAUAGAACAUAUAAGCA
Dreissena polymorpha is the source of this 10938-nucleotide messenger RNA. Its product is annotated as fibrillin-1-like. NCBI's taxonomy places the organism in Eukaryota, Metazoa, Mollusca, Bivalvia, Myida, Dreissenidae. The transcript has 47 exons. Gene Ontology annotation, molecular function: calcium ion binding. The record is from RefSeq and is a predicted model, not a curated record. Bases 1346 to 8845 code for a protein of 2499 amino acids.